Lucilia sericata (common green bottle fly) is the source of this 1002-nucleotide messenger RNA. RefSeq names its product protein zerknuellt 1. Lineage: Eukaryota; Metazoa; Arthropoda; Insecta; Diptera; Calliphoridae. The record is from RefSeq and is a predicted model, not a curated record. Bases 1 to 1002 code for a protein of 333 amino acids. Gene Ontology annotation, biological process: regulation of transcription by RNA polymerase II. Gene Ontology annotation, molecular function: DNA-binding transcription factor activity, RNA polymerase II-specific; RNA polymerase II cis-regulatory region sequence-specific DNA binding. Gene Ontology annotation, cellular component: nucleus. The transcript has 3 exons.
AUGUCUUCAGUAAUGCAUUACUAUCCAAUGCACCAAUCAUCAUCCAAGGUGUCGGUAUACCAAACACCAGUGGUUAAUUACAACAAUAUGGUCUAUCCACCAAAUCAACAAAUAUACCCAACACCCAUGGAACAAGCAUAUCAUCAGCCUAUUGCUCAAACUACGAAUAACGAUGUUGAAAUGCAACGUAAUUCGUCGGACGAAAGCAUACCGCAAGCGGAACCAGUACGCACUAAAUUGAAACGCUCCCGCACGGCCUUUACCAGUUCCCAACUUGUACAGCUGGAAAGUGAAUUCAAACGGAAUAUGUAUUUAUAUCGUACUCGUCGAAUUGAAAUUGCCCAGCGGUUAUCACUUUGUGAGAGACAAGUUAAAAUUUGGUUUCAAAAUCGUCGCAUGAAAUAUAAGAAAGAUAUACAAGGUCCGCAAGAAACCAAAACAGCUACCAAAGCCACCCAGCCUAUGACAGAACAAAAUGUUCAUAAGGGCAUUGUGCAGCGUUUGAUGUCGUAUUCUCAAGAUCCCUCAUUGCAAUCGGCUGAGAAACGUACUCAUAGCACUGCUUUUCCAAGCGCUGCUGCUACUACUUCAAAUCACGCUAAAGUUCAUCAUGCUGAAGUUAAUUUUCCCAAGGAAAUGCCUGUUGCAAAAAUAACUCCCAGUCCAAAUCAAUCAUUUACACCAGAUCUAAAUGAAAUAUUAGAUCAUCUUUCGGAAAGUUCUCCAACAAGUAGUCAAAACACUUCUUCAUCUUCCCUAAAUACAUCCAGCUAUUCUUCAUACAAUUUGGACAUGGUUUUACAAUCGAUUAAACAAGAUUUAGAACAAUCAGCUCAGGCUUGGUCAAGGGGUUCCCAACGCACACAAUGGACUCCAAAUGUUCCCAGUGCUACGCCUACACCAUCUAUGAAUUUGACUUGGGGUGAACCAGUUGCUAAAUCUAUGAAAGUAAAUCGUGCUCAUUUGAAUCCCACUGGAAUGUACUAUAACUACAGUAACUAA